Molecule: messenger RNA, 2221 nt
Organism: Leucoraja erinaceus (little skate)
Lineage: Eukaryota; Metazoa; Chordata; Chondrichthyes; Rajiformes; Rajidae
Product: catechol O-methyltransferase-like
Exons: 4
Coding region: 240-1055 (271 amino acids)
Biological process (GO): catecholamine catabolic process; dopamine metabolic process; developmental process
Molecular function (GO): catechol O-methyltransferase activity; magnesium ion binding
Source: RefSeq, a predicted model, not a curated record
AUCAAGGGAUAUGGGGGAAAGGCAGGCACGGGUUAUUGAUUGGGGACGAUCAGCCACGAUCACAAUGAAUGGCGGUGCUGGCUCGAAGGGCUGAAUGGCCUCCUCCUGCACCUAUUUUCUAUGUUUCUAAGUGUGUAAGAUUGGAGUUGUGGCCAUGAUCAGUGCAGCCAUGCCCCUCAUUGAAUGGCAGAGCUGGCUUUUAUUCCUAUUUAUUACCUGCUUUUGCCAAUAGACACCAGAUGGAAGAGUAUCUCACUAACCUCGGCAUCCUGGUGGCCAGUCUCCUCCUGCUUUUCUUCCUGCUCCCUGUCCUCUGUAAAAACAACAGUACAGCAGCAAUAUUCUGGCACACAGUCCUCGAAGAGAAGCUGGCAAUGCUGAUGACAGGCACCAGCAGAGAGAACAGGAUUCUACAGUAUGUGAUGCAGAAUGCUGUGCAAGGUGAUGCAGGGAGCGUAGUGGAGAAUAUGGACAAAUACUGCCGGGACAAGGAGUGGGCGAUGAAUGUGGGCGAUGAGAAAGGUGCAAUUUUGGACAGGGUGUUGGAGGAGGCCAAUCCUUUGACGGUGCUGGAGCUGGGCACAUACUGCGGUUACUCAGCUCUCCGCAUGGUCCGCGUGCUUCAACCUGGCGCUCGUCUGAUGACGGUGGAGUUGAAUCCCACCCACGCAGACAUUGCCAGGCAGAUCUUCCACUUUGCCGGAGUUGGGGGGAAGGUGAAAAUUCUGGAAGGUGCCUCUGAAGACAUUAUUCCUCUAUUGAAGAAGCAGCACAAAGUGGACACGGUGGAUUUUGUAUUCCUCGAUCACUGGAAGGACCGUUAUCGGCCUGAUACCCAACUCCUGGAGGAAUGCGGGCUGUUGAGAACGGGCUCUGUACUCCUUGCUGACAACGUGAUCUCACCAGGAGCUCCAGAGUUCCUGCAGUACGUGCGGAACAAUCCUCGGUAUGUGUGCACACACUACGCGUCUCACCUGGAGUACACCAAGAUAAAAGAUGGAAUGGAAAAGGCCAUCUAUAAAGGGCCAGUGUGUGUAAAAAUCCCAGAAAGAUAAAAUCAGAAGGCAGAGAUCCUAAAAAUGCUCAUCAUGUGGAUGUUGAAAGUGUUGUCAAACCAUCUCUUGUGUAACAUGUGUACAGUUGUUGGCUGCAGCUCCUCACUACAUUUAGAACACCUAGUGUUUGUCAUGAAAUAAUAAACCUCAGACCCAAUUGUUGGAACUUGUUUAGUUUCUUUUUGAACCUCAUACUUCACCUGUUCUUCACCAGUAGCAAUGUUGAAUCAGCAGAUGUUUCCCCCCCCUGCAUUUCUGCAGAAGCCUCCUGGUCAGAGCGGGUGAGGGGGGUAAAGAUUUCACAUAAUUGGACUCGAGUUAGUUCAGAUUGGGUCUGGUUUUUGAUCCUUUACACAAACAGAUCCCCCCUGAGUCUUUGCUAACUGUCAUAGCCUGGAAUUCCUGGCCGUGAUCAUGUUACUAUUGAACUUGACAUGAAUGGUCUUGGAGAAGAGUCCAGGCUGUGCGUUGCCAAACAAGCAUUUCAAUCCGAGCCAAGCCUUUCAUCUUUAUCCUCGUUAGAUAAGAGCCUUUUGUUGCAUGUCUCCAGUGGAUCGUUAGUUGAAAGCGCCAUCUGUUGCAGCUACAAGCCGCACAGCUCAAGCUUAAGUUUGCAUUCCAACCAGGGCAGAGUUCACCGAAUGUGGCAAGGGGAGCAGUUGUGAUAAUUAACCUCAGAGCGAGGUUUGGGGGGAAAAUGGCAAUACAAAUCAUGACAUCACAUAGCACCUUCGAUAAGAGUAAGAUAUGGCAAUGGAUCAAUGUAAACGGAAAAAUCAAAAGUUAAAAAAUUAAGAAUUUCUGGAACAAACGAGGUUCUGCUGGUCAUAAAACGUGGCAAAGAAUGCCUUCCGGCACAAAUUCAUUUCACCUAUUAGAUUUAUUAUGUGUACCCGAGGUACAUCGAAAAGCUUUGCUUUGUAUGCCAUCGAAUUAAAUCAGAAACCACUAUAUAUGAAUACAAUUAAGCCAAACUCACGUGUAACAGGUAGAGCAAAGGGAAAAGGUGCAGCUUACAGUUCUCAGCAUUACAGUGCAACACUUCCAGAGACAAAGUCCAGGGUUGAGGUAGGUUGAAGAAUCAGGACUGCACCCUAUCUUAUGGAAGGACCGUUCAGAAGCCUAACAGAAGGGGUGAAGCUUUUCCCGAGGCCUGUAGUGCACCA